Molecule: messenger RNA, 1569 nt
Organism: Emericellopsis atlantica
Lineage: Eukaryota; Fungi; Ascomycota; Sordariomycetes; Hypocreales; Bionectriaceae
Exons: 2
Coding region: 1-1569 (522 amino acids)
Molecular function (GO): protein binding
Source: RefSeq, a predicted model, not a curated record
AUGCCAAUGGGCAUCCUCUCGUCGUCUCCAAUGGCCGGCCAGAAGCGUCCCGCCGCGUCUCUUCUGCCCGCGUUUGAACCGUUGUCUUCAUCGCCAGGCCUCCCACGCCCUGCGAAACGCCAGAACAUGGGAACUGGUGUACGCUCUCGCAUGCAGCUUCCUACUCCCGUGCCUACUUCCAGCACUGGUAUUCUGUCCAGCUCACCGCCUCGCAACCAGCAGAACCAUGUCACGCGACCGCCGUUUGUUCGAACGUCGACCGGCACUGCGAAACGCGAACCUCUAUCAGACUUGCCUACAGUGAUGAUACCCGAGAACGGCGAGUGGUUGACAAUGGGCCGAUCAUCUAACUCGUCAACGUACCAGCUGUCUUCGCACCGCGUCGUUUCUCGCGUGCACAUCAAGGCGCGUUAUAUCCCAGCAUCGGGCUCCGAAACAGCCCGUAUCGAGAUUCACUGCGAAGGGUGGAACGGACUCAAACUCAACUGCCGCGGUCGCACAACAGAGUUGUUGAAGGGUGACAGUUACACAAGCGAGUAUGAGGGAUUCGACAUUCUACUGGACGUGCAGCAAGAGGCGCGGGUCAUGCUUCAGUGGCCAAAGCGGGAAGCAGCUCAGAGCGCACCGUCAGAUGGUUCGAGCUGGGAUGACUCGCCGCCACGCUCGCAGGCGCUCAACCGCGGCGUGAGCGAGUCCCCGUUGCGACGUACCAUGCGCGUACACUCCCCCGCGAGCCCGACGCCACGACACCUGUCUAGCUCCCAGAGACUGCAAGCCUUGUUCCCUCAGCGAGAUUCCUCUGCAGAUGAUGAGGACAUCCAAAUCUACGAGGACGAAGCAGAGGAUGAGCUGCCUCCUGCCGGCGGACCCAUGGAUCUCAACGCCAGCAUGCGCACCGAGGCCACCGUCAGCUUCUCUAGCGACCUCAGUGAGCCCGAGUCCGACGGCGAGAAGGACCCCGAUGAGGAAAACGACCCUAUUGUGCACUCAUUUGGCCCCUUUGGAGCCAACAUCUCUGGUCGAUUCGCUGCCAUCUCCGCCGUGUCUCCCGGAGUCAGGUCGCCCAAGGCUGUCAGAUCUCCUGUGAAGGUGAAUCGCUCGCCUGUCAGGUUCGGUAGCUCGUUCUCCGGUGGCAUCAUUCCCUUUGAGCCGCUGCUGAAGCCUGCAGAGGUCAAGCAGGAGGCUGUGCCAGAGCCCGUGAAGAAGCCAGUCUUGGCUCCUGUCGAUCCCGUCAUUUGCAACCACGUGGUCAACCAGCUCGCGUGGUCCCGCCUUUCGUCAACGCCUCUCUCCACGAUCAUGCGAAACCUACCCGCCGAUUCUCAGGUCGGUCUGCAAAAGGAGGCCCUGCGCAUGUCCAUCGAGUCAAUGCCUGCUAUUGGCAUCAUUCCCCGCCAGGGCAAGGACGCGGCCGGCAAACCUCUCGAGAGCGAGUACUACUACUUGCCGGAGAAAGAUGAGGACGAGGAGCGACGAGCCAUGGUUGUCGAUGGCCUGAGGAAGCCUAGCUUGCGAGCAUGUCGGAAACAACACAAGCAAUACUACUGGAAGCGUCCACGCACGCCGUAG